AUGUCUCGUUGCCCAUCAAUAUACUGGCUUAGUUGGUAUCAAAAAAGAUGUCUCGUUGCCCAUCAAUAUACUGGCUUAGUUAUAAUUGAUAAGAUAGUAUUGUUUAGAUGCCCAGUUGUAGAUAUGUCAAGAAUUAAAGUGGUCCAAGAGAAUAUUUUAAUUCUUAAUAUAGUUUAUGAUCUCUUGUUUUUGUUAAAUUUGAUGCCAUAUAAGGUCUUGGAAUUUAGAGGAUAUAACUGA
This is a messenger RNA of Dictyostelium purpureum, 240 nucleotides long. RefSeq lists its product as uncharacterized. The coding region runs from base 1 to 240 and encodes 79 amino acids. The record is from RefSeq and is a predicted model, not a curated record. The transcript is spliced from 3 exons. Lineage: Eukaryota; Evosea; Eumycetozoa; Dictyosteliales; Dictyosteliaceae.